CCCUCAGUGUGGCAGCAGCCGUCAGAGCAGGAGGGUGUGCUGCCCGUCGCUCCGUGCCUGUGACUCAUUGUGACGCUUACCUUUCUGGAGUGAAAUUAAAACUUGCUCUUAUCUUUACACGCUGGGCAAGAGUGACGGAGAGAAAGAAAGAGAGAGAGAGUGCGAAAGAGAGAAAUAGCACUGAUACAUUGAGAUAGAGAUAAUUAAAGAUAAUAGAGAAAAUAUGCGAAUUUUUUUUUUCUCUAGUACGUAAAUGUUUGUCUCCCUUCGUGCGUUCGUGAGUGACUUUCGUGAAUGACUGAAGGAAUUAAUACAGUGAAUAGUGAUUGGUCAGGUCAAGAGUACUGUGACCUUGCCUGUGUGACCUUACUCUGACACGCUUCCAUACCAGGUCACAAACACUACUACUACUACUACUACUACUACUGCUACUACUACUACUACUGCUACUGUUGUCGGUGCUGGGAACAAAAUUGACCGCAGAAGCAUCAGGCCAUUGAGAACCACUUGCAUCCCACCGCUGCCACCAUUGUUCUCUUCAGUGCCACAAGUAUAAGGACAGUGCCAGGAGAGUGCCGAGACGCAUACGGGCGGUAGAGACAAAGGAUCGUCGGGUGCCAUCUAUCCCAAGUGCCACACCCUACACGCCCCAUGCCUUGCCGCGCCACGCCUCCCCUCGCGACGGUGGAACAUUUUAUUGCCCUCUGCGCCCCCAAAUUCUCACCGGAUCAGUGAAUUUACGGACUCAGACGCUGGAGGAGGGAAUUAGAUUAUCCAGUCCUGUGAUCUGCGCGUUUCCCUCUCCGCCCUACACCCCAGACGCCCAAGAUACACCCCGCCCUACACCCCGUUCUUCACCCCAGCACAGAUACACCCCACCUCUUCACCCAGUCACAGAUACACCCCGUUCUUCACCCCAGCAUCCUAGAAACACCUCGCCUCUACACCCCAGUACAGAUACACCUUUCUACACUCUCUUUGGAAUCAGAAUCUAAAAGGAACUAAAUAGAGGAUCGAGAAACUAAACAGGAUCAAAGACUUAACGGACACAAAAGGAAGUCAACGGUACACUAACGGUACACCAACGAUACACCAACGGUACAUCAACAGAUUCCUGAAGGUGCACGCUACAGGCAGGUCUCCUUUGCCGCUUCAGGCUGAGAAUGUGUACCCAGGGGCGGCGUGGCUUGACCAGAUAGCGGUGCCCUUGCCAAACACCCCCACACACCAUGGACCCACACACACCCACACCCCCUACACCAAAACACAGAUAUUUUUCUACCACACCUCAACCCACCCCUGGAACAACCCUGAGGGCGUCACGGGGGCAAAGCAUCACGGGGAGAGGCUUAACACUUACCCUGGGGUCCAAAAAUGCCUCGCCUUUUCACAUAUUUAUCCUAACACUCCUACUACUGCUGGUGCCACAAACAGGAUGCUUCAGUGACCCAUCCUACGCCACCCAGCGCCUCUCAGCCUCCUCCUAUGAGACCUACGAGCAUGAACUGUGGCUGGAGGAGUCUGGGGCCUUCGUGGUACAGUGGACUCCAAGGCAGGACGAUGUGGAGUUUAGAGUGAUAGCGAGAACUACUGGAUACCUUGGCUUUGGUCUCUCCUCCAAGCCUAGAAUGGAUGGUGCGGAUAUUGUUGUCGGGUGGGUGCAUUCUGGCAAGGCGUACCUGCAGGAUCGUCACGGCAGAGGGAACAAGGAGCCAGCGGUGGACCAGCAGAGGGACUGGCUUCUAGUUGGUGGCUAUGAAAAUGACACACACACGGUCCUCAUCAUGUCACGACCUUACAACACAUGCGACAGUCAUGACCACGUGAUAUCGAACGACACUGUGCGACUACUAUGGGCGUACCACCCUGACGACCCAGUGGACCCGGAGAGCCCGCGUCCACGCCUGCACUACCACGGGGGAACACGCAGGGGGAGCAGAACCAUAUUUUUAUUGGAAAGGGGCCACAAGACUCCAGUGAGAACAUUUCCUUACUAUCUCCCUGGCGCUGGUCGUCCUCCUUCUCCUCCUCCGAGCCUCCCCCAUGCCACACCAACCUCCCACCACCACCACCAUCACCACCACCACCGCCACAACCCCACCACGCACUCCUGGGUACUCACUAACCCCGGGGUGGUGGUGCAGGAGAAGGAUGACACGGUGUAUUGGUGUAAAGUGUUCCGCAGACCUGACCUUGUGCAGAAAAAUCAUGUUAUUAGGUACGAGCCAGUGUUUACUCCAGGGAACGAGAAAUACGUGCACCACAUCAUUGUAUACGAGUGCACAGACUUGGCAGAGGAGCAGCAGGAGGUGUUUGAGGGGCUGGCGGCGUCUGCAGGGAGUGGGUGCUACGAGAAGGAGAUUUUGCAGCACAUUGAAACUUGUAAUCACGUUGUGGUCACCUGGGCUGUCGGCUCUGAGGGUCUGUCACUCCCCCCCGAGGCUGGCUAUCCCCUCACUCCCCGGGGACCCAAAUACUACAUGAUGGAGACGCACUAUGAUAACCCCGAGGGACAUCGCUUCAAGGACGAGUCUGGAAUUAAAAUCACGUACACACACGAGAUCAGAUACCACGAUGCAGGUGUGCUUAGUGUGGGUUUGGAUCCUAACUGGAAGCAUCUGAUCCCACCCAAGCAGAGAACAGUGCUGUCUGAGGGGCAUUGUGUCGGGGAGUGCACCCAGCUCGUCUUCCCCCCCUCCGGUAUCCACGUGUUUGCCGUCAUCCUGCACACACACCUGUUGGGAAGGAAGGUUCGAGUGAGACACCUGAGGAACGGAAGGGAGCUUGAACCAAUAGCGCAAGAUAACAAUUACGACUUCAGCUACCAGGAAUACAGAGCGUUGCAUCGGCCUCGUACUGUGUUGCCCGGCGACCAUCUGAUAGGGGAAUGUACAUACAACAGCAGGGAACGCUCGUCUAUUACUCUAGGAGGCUUUAAAACACGAGAUGAAAUGUGUCUCUCUUUUUUGUUCUACUGGCCUCAAGUUAAUCUGUCUCUGUGCCACUCGAAGCCCUCGCUGAAGACUGUACUGCACUCCCUGGGCAUCAAAGAGCUGUCUGCCAAUUCCAACCCCAUCACUAUUCGCCGACCUAUGGAGCUAGCUGGAAAGACUCUGGAAUGGCGACUUAUGAACUACGACUGGAAGAGCCAAUUUGAGAACUUCCAGCACACCACACACACUGGAACCUACAACCCCAUGUGCUGGAACAGAGGAGAGAGCAUCAUUCCUCACAUAGAGGAGGAGGACCUGCAGUACCCGAACAUCACGGACCCUUGGGCGGCGGAGAACGUGUGUCGCCGGCGGAAGCGAAAGAAUAGACGCCGCAAGAACAAAGUCGGGCGAGGACGACCCCACCUCGAGGACGAGGAGGCGGUGGAAGACGAGGAGGACGAAGAGGAAGGCGGUGACGAAGGCGAAGUGAUGUUUGACGACCAGAUCAACCACAGGACCAUCGAGAGGGUGGACGUGGAUCCCUUCGGCCACCGCCACCUCUUCAUGCCGGUGCUGGAGGGGCGCGGCGAGGGCGGCGAGGGCGUGGAAAGCGUGCAGGUCGCUGCCGCCCCCGAGGCGAACCCCGAGGAGGAGAUGAAGGAGCUGGAGGAGGAGAUAGAAGCGGAUCUGGAAAUGGAGUUGGCGGGGAAGGAGAGGACGGCGCCGCGGAACAAGAUGGGCGUGGCGGGCGGCUGUGGGCGUGUGUCUCUGCACUGGACGUUGUGGGUGUGGGCGUGGUGCCUGUGGGCGGUGGGUGCCAGCCGCGGCCUGGCGCCCAGACAGGGUUGAGGCGCUGCUGAGGGCGUGAGUGCACCGGUGACCUCAGACUCGUGCACGGCUUGAGUCACGGCGUCGCUGCAGGAAGGUCACACGGCGCCGGCUGGAGAGGAGGCGAGUCAGUCACUCACCUCACUCACUCACUCACUCAGUUAGUCACCAGUGUUGCCCGGACGCUUCUUUCUUCAGGUUCACUUCAAGCGCCGCGCCGCGCCGCCGCACCGCCGCGCCGCAACGCCGCAAUGGGGCCGCCGCAACGCCGCAAAGGGGCCGCCGCGGCUCUGUGUUCGCGUGUCGCAGGGCCGCCCCUCCUGCCUUAGCGCCUCCGUGGAGGGCCUUGCCGCUGGCCGGGGCGCGCGUCUGUGUGUGUGCAAGUGUUCGAGGGCGUGGCGUCACGAGGGGAGUGUGGGGGAAGGGGGGGCAGGCACACACGCGUCCCCCCACCGCGCACCGCCUCCCCGCCGCGGCGCCGCACCUCCGCUACGUUCCAGUGCCUCAUUUUGUACAUUAUUCGCUUCUGUGUGUUGCCGAGGGGCGCCGCGUCCACCCCUCCCGUGUACCUCCCGCCGCGACGCAAGUGUGUGUACGUCAGUCAGUCAGUCAGUGCGUCAGUGAGUCAGUGGGGCGCGUGCGUCAGUGUCAGUGGAGAAGCGGCCAAGCUGCAGUGAAGCCGCCGCCGCGCCGCUGGUCCUCGCGUCGCUGUCUCGAAUUAACACGACUCGCGAGAAGAAGAGAUUAUUUUGUUUAUUAGGAGCAAGACUCGCCUUGUGUUGUGCUGUGUGGCGCCCAGGUAACAAGCUUGGUGUUGUGCAGGUGUGUUGUGCAGGUGUGUGCGUGUGUAUGUGUGUGUGUUUGCGCGUGUGUGUGCGCGUGUGCGUAUGCGUGUGCGGCGUAGCGUCUCUCUCGUGUUUUACAUUUAGAAAAAUAAGAAAUGCUCGCCUAGGAAUUGUGCAUAGAUGCCUCACAACACUUCAGCAACACCAACACCAUCAUGUCCAUCUGUUCUCACCACCAUUAUCACCAUUAUUAUUACCAUUACUAUUAUUACUACUACUACUACUAUUAUUAUCAUUAUUAUUGUUAUUAUUAUUAUUAUUACCGACAUUUCUACUGCUAAUUCUCUUUUAUUUACGGUUUGUUUGCUCAUCUGGUCUUUUCCAUUGUUCAUUUAAUUUCCAACACCGAUAAAUUAUUUCUAUACACAA
This is a messenger RNA of Portunus trituberculatus (swimming crab), 4975 nucleotides long. Its product is annotated as MOXD1 homolog 2-like. Bases 1230 to 3782 code for a protein of 850 amino acids. Lineage: Eukaryota; Metazoa; Arthropoda; Malacostraca; Decapoda; Portunidae. The record is from RefSeq and is a predicted model, not a curated record. Gene Ontology annotation, biological process: norepinephrine biosynthetic process; octopamine biosynthetic process; dopamine catabolic process. Gene Ontology annotation, molecular function: dopamine beta-monooxygenase activity; copper ion binding. Gene Ontology annotation, cellular component: secretory granule membrane. The transcript has 11 exons.